GGAGCCCGGCCAUGGAGGCAGCGGCAAAGCCGGAGGAGCUGAGCCCGGGUGCCCCAGGGGAGCCGCCAGGGCCCGAGGUGCUCGACGGGCCCGGGGAGCCCGCGGAACCGCAGCCCUGCGAGCCAGAGAAGCUGGGGCUGGAGGAGAAGGAGCCGUCGGGGCCCUCGGAACCGUCAGAGCCAGAGGUCGCGGCGGGACCGCCGGGGCUGUCGGUGGCCGAGCCAUCAGCCGGCGGUGUCGGGGCGGAGGAGUCGAGCAGCGAGGACGAGUCGGCGGGCGCAGCGCCUCCCGCCGCGCCGGCUGAGGAACCCCUGGCUCCCCCGGCCCCGGCCGUCCCCGGCGGAGCCGAGCAGGGGGGCGGUCAGGAGGACUCCGCGGAGGAGAACGAGGAGGAGCGGCAGGAGCGGGACGAGCUGCUGGAGCAGUACGGGCAGCUGUCGGGCGAGCGGGACCGGCUGCGGCAGGCCAGCUCCCGCCUGCAGAUGCGGCUGGCGCAGCUGCUGCGGCUGCGGCAGGGAGCGCGGCGGCCCCGGGCGGAGCGGGGCUCGGCGCAGCUGUACGGGCAGCUCCUGCGACGGCUGCAGGAGCUGCGGCAGCAGCGGGAGCUGGUGGCCGCUGAGUGCCGAGGCCGGCUGGAGAUCCGGGAGAGGGCCGGCGAAGAGCGGCAGACCCGGGCCCAGGCCGAGUGGACCGUCUUCCAGGCCCGCAAGAAGGCGGUGACCGUGUCCAGCCUCUGCCGGCAGCUGGGCGGCGAGGCGGCGGCGAAGGCAGCGGCACACAUCCAGGACAGGGAGUGGGACAAGGAACAGCGAGUGCGGGAGGCCCGUGUGGAAAACAUCAAGCUGAAGCAUGAAAUCCAAAACCUUGAAGCCACCUUGAAAGCUCAGGCAGAAGAGGCGGAGGGUCAGCCUUUUGUGGACUUAGAGCAAAUGAAGAAAGAGAAUCAGAAACACAGCAAAAGGGUUGAUGACCUCAGUGAUGAAAUCCUGAAGCUCAAAAAGAAGGUAGCAAAUGCAGUACAUAUUCUCAGCCAGUUCAGGGAAAAACUACAGUUUGUGGAAGCCGAUAAUGCAGGCAGAAAGGCUGAACUGAUGGACAUCGAGACCGACUUGGCACAGAAGAGAGACGUUCUGACCAAAAGCAAACAGGCCAGAGACAGACUGCGGAAACUCAAUUUGAAAUUGCAGCAGCAAUGUGGGUUGCUUGGAAAUGAGAUAUUGCUUCGGGACUUUGAGGAGAAGGUGGAUGCUGAAGAGCUGCUACGUCAGCAAUUAGAAACACUGAAACGUCACCAUGCUGGGCUAAUUGUUACUUGUAGGGGAAUUCAGAAAAAGAUUAAGAAAGCCAAUUACUCUGUUCUUGCUGAGGACAACUGAAGAACAUAUGGAAAAGAAAUAAACAAAGGAGUUUUCUAUCAUUCCCAUUUUUAACAUGCUUCUCUUUGGUAACACCUGGGGAAUAUACUACACCACACUCCUGAAAAAACCUUUUCUACAUGAUGUGUCGGUAUUCAAUGCAUUCAAUGAAGAGAUUACAGUAGUUACUUAUUUUGGAUGAAGCCAUAUACAUAUGCCUAACUUAAACAAACAAAAAGCUACAGCCAAAAGCCUACCCUGUUAGAAAACCAUCUUAGCAUUCAGUUCCUUAAGAUCAUGGCAAUACUGUUUAAGCAGAGCACUCACCACACCCUAAGUCCACCCUCUCUGCGAAUUUCAGAAUAUAUCAACUUCAUGUAUACAAUAAAGACACCUGCCUCUGGGUACACAGGGAGGGGGAUUUUCAGAGAUGUGGAUGAGAAGUGGAGAGCAGCUUAGUGUCAACACCUGACAUGACUCACAGCCACUGCUACAGAAGCACGGAACCACUCGCCCAAGUUUGCCUUGGUGGUGCACAAGAAGAAAGGUUAAUUA
This is a messenger RNA of Columba livia (rock pigeon), 1910 nucleotides long. It is a transcript of the gene CFAP184, whose product is annotated as cilia and flagella associated protein 184. The transcript is spliced from 2 exons. The record is from RefSeq and is a predicted model, not a curated record. The coding region runs from base 12 to 1376 and encodes 454 amino acids. Gene Ontology annotation, biological process: cilium assembly. Gene Ontology annotation, cellular component: ciliary basal body; axoneme. Lineage: Eukaryota; Metazoa; Chordata; Aves; Columbiformes; Columbidae.